This is a messenger RNA of Clonostachys byssicola, 1509 nucleotides long. Lineage: Eukaryota; Fungi; Ascomycota; Sordariomycetes; Hypocreales; Bionectriaceae. The record is from the annotation of a GenBank genome assembly.
AUGCUUAACGGCCCCAUCUAUGGAUCAAUCAGGGAAAUAGACAACGGCCGAGGGAUCGCUUCAGAGACCAAUGAAAGCGACGACACCGAGGAAUCGAUUUUUGAUAGGGAUCCUUCAAGCAGUGCCUGGACCCGGAAUGUGAAAGACUUUGUGAAGCUCACCCGCCUUAUCAAACCCGAUGGUCUCCGCCGACUUCAAAUUCGAGCAAUUAGCGUUAUCAUCGGUCUUCUCGCUUCCACUUGCAUAAACUUCCUAGUUCCUAUCCUGACUGCCCGUGUCGUGAACGAACUAUACAGCAACGACACCGACGCACCAUGGGCUGGGGUUAUGAUUUUGUCUGCUCUCUGCUUCUCCGGCUCUGCCAUUACAUUAAUCUGCGAAUACCUCUGGAUUCCCUUCAAAUGCUUCAUAAAGGAAACUUUAAGCCGAAAGGCUUAUUCGCAUUUCCUUCACCUCUCCUCUGAUUUCCACAACGCGGAGAACAUUGCCGAGAAGACAACCUCGCUCCAGGGUGCAAAUGUGAUGUCAGAAGUUCUCGAAUUUUCCUUCCUCCGAUUCUGUCCAUGGCUUGUGCAGUUAUGUUCGGCGACCAUUUACUUGUCUAUCGUUAUGGUACCCUACCAAGGUUUCAUACUGGCCGGAAGCAUGUUUAUACAUCUCUUUCUAACCAGCAAACUUGCUCAUGAGGUUGCAUGGGAAAACGAGGCACUCUCAAAGCUGUUUCAAAAAGAACAGUUGAUCAGGCAUAACGGAUUUCGAGGAUCGAAGACUAUACAAGCCCUGAAUCAGAAUGGCUACGAAGACAAUCUCCACUCUAAUGCGGUAUCCACACGGAUGUGUCAAGUCAAGACAUACGCUCAAAGACGGGGUCAAGUAGCUGGUUUCCAAAGAUUCUUACUAGCCCUUGGCCUAACCGCGACGGUGGGGGCAGCAACAGUCGGACACCUGGCAAUGCUCAUCGUGUUCUGGUCCCAACUCCAGACCCCAAUCCGCUCUCUCUCAAGGGCCGUCCAAAACACGAGCCAGGGAUUUUCACAAGCUGCUGCAUUCUUCAGGCUGUUGCGUAGAACACCUAUCGUGUACAACAGGCAGAAUGCUCGACCCUUGAAGCGUAUUGCCGGAAAGGUCAAAUUUGACGGCGUAUCUUUCGCCUAUAGUGAACAAAAGACUGUUAUUGAUAACGCAAGCUUUGAAGUAGCUGGCGGCGAAACCGCUUACAUUAUUGGGGACAAGGGAUCAGGAAAGUCAACGCUUCUUAAUCUUCUUAAUCGAUCAUUCAAUGUAACCAAGGGCGCCAUUCUCAUUGAUGGCCAAGACAUUGGUGAUGUCGACCUUUUUAGUCUACGAGAUAGGGUCGGAAUUCUUUCAGACACGUGUUAUAUUUUUGAUGACACUAUCUCGAACAACGUGCGAUAUAGUCGUGUCACAGCAAGCGACAGCGAGGUAUUCCGGGCCUGCAAGGCGGCUGUCCUUCAUGACGAUAUUCUACGGUUCCCUCAAGGUAACUAG